AUGUUCACAUCCGAUGAUAUCGACAGACUUAUGAAGCAAAGAUUGUUUCGUAGUCUCAUCAGAAUUAGAGUCGGCAAAGGGAGGUCGGCGGAAAAACAUGCUAAGUUGCGUAGUCAUGACAACAAAAGAAUAAGUGCUGCCAAGUGGAGCCGUGUAAAUGCGUUAGGCAUUCGUUCACAUAUUUUCAAUCGCUGCCAGAAGCGGAAAAGAGACACGAAGUCUGAUAACCAUCACAGAAGUACAAUUGCCAAGUCAGAAGAUAGAGAAGCAUUAUUCGUCAACAGUUCGCUUCUUCGCGACAGCGUACACCCAGAUGACAUCAUGAAGGAACUUUUAACAAUUUCUCAAUCAUUGAAGUCGCCAAGGAAAGAUUUACUGGAUAUUGGAAGCCAAUUAUUAAGACCACGAUCCAUAUGGGCGGGCCGAUUGUUCUGGAACCAGUCAUCUGUCAUGGAAACACGUACAUGCGUCAUCAAUUGUCACGUGACCUCUACAAUACUGGAUGCCUGUAAACUACAGUCAUGGACGUGGCCAUCUCAAAUGCGAUUGUCCUUAUUUCCAAAAUCCAUUUUGAAUUACUUAUGGUGUAUGUUAUUCGAUGAAAUUAAAAUGCCCGUUUGUUGUGAGCUUUCUAAAGACGAUCGGCAGACAUUUGAAGCAUUGUCACGAGUCUUUAUCGACGAUUACGCUGGUUUAAUUUGCCAUUCCCCUGGUAAUGUGGAGCAGCUUGGCAGAUUUGUACUUUUCACGUCAAGCAAAGACCACGGUAAAUUGAUUGGUCUGGUACCACGGAACAACGACGAGUUUAUACGGCGAUUCAAGCAACUUGCGGAGUGUUACUUGUGGCAAGAGGAACAUCACGACAUAUUGGCAAUGAUAUUUUUGCACUACCUCUGGGUUGGUCCUCUUCAAACAAUUGCUGUAAUGGUGUUAUUAUGGAAAAACAUUGGACCAUCGUGUUUUGCAGGAUUUGGUGUGUUGUUGAUAAUGAUUCCAUGUCAGGCCUACAUGGGAAAGUUGUUCUCUCGACUCAGAGCUAAAACUGCUGUCCAGACAGAUGAGAGAGUACGACUAAUGAAUGAAAUACUUUCUGCCAUGAGGGUGAUAAAAAUGUACACAUGGGAAAAACCAUUUGCUGAACUUGUGCGUAAAGUAAGAGGGAAAGAAGUUCAAGUAGUACUCCACACUAAUUAUUUGCGGUCUUUAAAUAAUGCUCUAGUGUAUUUUAGCACACCUGUGAUGGUUUACUCAAUAAUCUUGCCAUGGUUACUCACUGGAAAUCAUCUGACACCAAGGAUUAUUUUUAUGUUGCUGCUUCUCUUGGUAACGCUCCGAAUGUCACUUGUCUUUCACUUUGCUGAGGGUGUCAAGUUCACUGCCGAGAUGUUGGUAUCAGUUAGACGCGUCCAGACAUUCCUGCUUCUGGGUGAGCUGCAUAAAACAGUAGAUAGUCAAGAUUCCAAUUUACGUCCAAAGCCAGCUGAUUGCACUAUAGUUGCCAAGGAAAUUGGAGCUUAUUGGGAUCAGAGUCUGGAGACACCAACCCUAAAAAACCUUAGUUUUGAAGUUAAACCAGGGGAACUGUUGGCUGUUAUUGGACCUGUUGCGUCAGGAAAGGAUUUAGAAAUGUUACCACAAGGAGACAUGACCAUGGUUGGAGAAAAGGGUGUGACCUUAAGCGGAGGUCAAAAAGCAAGGGUGAAUUUAGCAAGAGCUAUUUAUUCUGAUGCAGAUGUGUAUCUUCUUGAUGACCCUCUGAGUGCAGUUGAUGCUGCUGUUGGAAGACAUCUUUUUAACAAAUGCAUUAAAACUUAUUUGUCUUCUAAACCAUGCAUCUUAGUAACUCAUCAACUGCAGUACUUGCAGGCUGCUGAUAAAAUACUCAUCCUUAAAGAGGGUGAGAUGGCUGACAUUGGUACAUUCAAUGAAUUGUUGGACAAGGGUGUUGACUUUGCUAAAUUAUUGAAACGUGAUGAUGAUGAGGAGGAGAAAAAGAGGCCUCUUUCUAUCUCAUCAUCAUCAGAGUGUAGACUUGCAGUAUCUAAAUCUAAAUCUAAUUUGACUUCCUCCAAGAUGUCACUAUCUUCAUUGACCUCAGAUUUCAUGCCUGAAGAACCAGUAGCCAAGAUGCAAGAAGAGGAACGAAGAACAAGUACAAUAGGAUGGAGAAUUUAUGUGGAAUACUUCAAAGCUGGUGGUGGAGCUCUUGUAUUUGCUGUCUUACUUAUAAUCAACCUCUUCACACAGACUGUGUUUGUAAUGUCAGAUUGGUGGCUGUCAGUAUGGGCAAACACAGAAGAAAGCAACUAUGCAGCAGAAGAAGCAGCUUUUAACUCUUUAAACAGCACUAAUGAGACUGAUAUAUUUAUUUAUUCCAAUGAAGACAGAGAUAGGUACAUUUACAUAUACACAGCUUUGGUGCUUACAGUUGUCAUCAUGGGGUUGAUCAGAGCAUUCCUCUUCUACAGAGUGUGUGUUAUUGCCUCCAAAAAUUUACAUAACAGUAUGUUUUCAUCUAUCAUCAGAGCUCCCAUCCUUUUUUUUGACACAAACCCUGUGGGUCGUAUUUUGAAUAGAUUUUCCAGAGAUAUUGGAUUCAUGGAUGAUUUAUUACCUUGGUGUUUCUUUGACUUUGUCCAGUGUGCCUUGCUUUCUUUAGGCAUUGUAAUUGUUGCAGGUGUCAUUAAUCCAUGGGUGUUUAUACCAACAGUGCCAUUAGCUUUACUCUUUCUUUAUCUCAGACAUUAUUUCCUUUCAACAUCGAGAAAUAUCAAACGCCUAGAUGGAGUCACUCGUAGUCCUGUUUAUUCACAUCUGUCAGCAUCUCUACAAGGUCUGUGGACAAUUCGUGCCUUCAAAGCUGAGGAUAUUUUUAUAAGAGAGUUUAAUGCGCAUCAAGAUUUGCAUACAGAAGCAUGGUUUCUACAUCUGACUGGUAGUAGAUGGUUCUCUAUACGCCUUGAUUUGUUAUGUGCAUGCUUUGUUACAACAGUAUCGUUCUCUUCAGUAUUAGCAGCAGAAAAUUUAAAUGCCGGUUUAGUUGGUCUUUCUUUGGCAUAUGCAAUUACCUUGAUGGGUGUGUUUCAGUGGUGUGUCAGACAAAGCGCUGAGGUUGAAAAUCAGAUGACUGCGGUAGAGAGAGUCUAUGACUACACUCAACUUGCACCUGAAGCUGCACUGCAUAAUCACUGUAAACCUGAGCCAGAGUGGCCUAAACACGGCAUUAUUACCAUGGAAACUAUGUCAUUUAAAUAUUCUGAAGAUUCACCUACAGUAUUAAAAAAUAUUUACCUCUGUAUCCGAGCUAAAGAGAAGGUUGGUAUUGUAGGACGAACUGGUGCAGGUAAAAGUUCAUUAAUCUCGUCUAUAUAUCGACUGGCUGAACCUAGUGGUACUAUAAAGAUAGAUGGUGUGGAUAUCAGUUCACUAGGAUUACAUGAUUUAAGAUCUAAAGUGUCCAUUAUACCCCAGGAUCCUAUGUUGUUUACUGGGCCUCUACGAAAAAAUUUAGACCCAUUCACUGAACACUCAGAUGCUGAACUUUGGCAAUCACUUGAGCAGGUACAGUUAAAAUCAGCAGUAGAAGAUUUAGUUGGUGGUUUAGAAGCUGAACUAGCGGAUUCAGGGUCAAAUUUAAGUGUAGGGCAGAGACAGUUGGUGUGUCUUGCAAGAGCUAUACUUUUAAACAAUAGAAUUCUCAUUAUGGAUGAAGCUACAGCUAAUGUGGACCCUAGAACUGAUGCCUUGAUACAGGAGACAAUCCGUAACAGAUUUCAGCAUUGCACUGUACUGACAAUAGCGCAUCGACUGAAUACUGUCAUGGAUUCGGAUAGAAUAUUAGUAAUGAGUAACGGUAGAGUUGCAGAAUUUGAUGAACCACAUUUACUGCUACAAAAUCCCUUGGGGGAACUCUCACGGAUGGUUGAGCAAACUGGAAGAAGUGAAGCAGACCAACUUCACCAGGUUGCUGAAGAAGCUUAUAAUGUGCGUCAUCCUGUCAGUACACUCUGGAUAUCAGAUGCAAAGCGUUCAUUCCUCAGUUCGUAUAUACCAACAGAUGUUGAUAUUCUUGAGAUAGAAACUGUUUUAUAAUUAUCAAGCUUCUGCAAUAUCUGAAUGUGUUGCCUUCUUUACAUAUAUCCAAUAUUUUCAUGCCUUGUAUGGCCUUUUUGCAUAUUAAGCUAUGUACCCCGGUAUAUCUAUUACCACUAAAGGUUUAUCCACAUCUUAGCACUUCCUCCAUGAUACAUAACUUCAAAUGUAUGCAAAUAUGCGACGAUGCACAUUUCCAUUGUAAUUUACUUAAUAUAUAAACCACUGUCAACUUACAAAUACAAUCUAAUCUGAAUUGCAGUUUUCAAUGGUUUGAGGGAUUAAAUGUGAGAUUAAUUAUUUUUUGGCUCUCUGUACAACCAUGUUUUAUCAUGUGUACCGGUAUAUAUUGCAGGGAUUUUAGUCACACGGCAUAUAUUAAAUCUAGUUUUGAUAACAUUGUUCUCAUUACCACCAAUACUAUCUCCUGUCUCUUAUCCGUAUAAGUCUUGCUGUUUGAGUGUAGUUAAUGUACUCAAUUGCACUCAUUUAAAAAAUAAUGACAACCUUAUUUAUAUGGGAAGUGUGUGUCAUAUAAUGCAACCACCAACACUCACCAUGCACCAUGUUUACUCUAUUAGAAAUGCAUCUCCAAUAGAAGGGCAUAUUUACCAAAAUUUCAUUUGUGUACUGAAUCAUUAAAAUGUACUUAAAUUAACCAUAGACAUACCUCUGUAAUGUAUGUAAAUGUAUACUUAAAUAUGUAUAUACAUUAUUGCAUUUGAACAUCAGUGAACAUAAUAGUUGACUGUUGUCAUAAAAUAAACCUAUAUAAUUAUUUUCAAAUAUGUUAAUCAAGGCAUGUACGGGAAAUUAUAUAUAUGUAUUUGGUACAAAAUUAACAAAGAAAUUAUACAGAAAUAUGUAAAAAUUGGCUUGACAACAUAUGCGUGUUUAGUUUACAAUCUCCAUAUGGAUACAAGUGCAUGGUUUGCAAUCUCCAUACGAAUACAAGUGCAUGGUUUGCAAUCUCCAUACGAAUACAACUGUGUAGAUUAUGAUCUCCAUACGAAUGCAAGUGUGUGGUAUACAAUCUCCAUAACAAGUCAUAAACAAAAAUGUAAAGCUACAGGAAUUUAUGUGCCAUAAGUGUAGCAAACAGACUUACCGGUAAAAAUGUUUGACCAAAUAUUAUUCAAGCAAAAUGCAAAUGAUGACUAGUGGGUUGGUUGGUAUGCUCCACUGGCACUGGCAUUUGAUGUAAUGACCAUUAGAGCAAAAUACUAGUAUUUCAUUAACUCCUUUUUUACAUCAGUACAUUGUAUACUAAUAUUUUAAACAUAUAUUAAACUUUUAUUUUAUGUCAAUAA
Molecule: messenger RNA, 5402 nt
Organism: Saccoglossus kowalevskii
Lineage: Eukaryota; Metazoa; Hemichordata; Enteropneusta; Harrimaniidae
Product: ATP-binding cassette sub-family C member 4-like
Biological process (GO): transmembrane transport
Cellular component (GO): membrane
Molecular function (GO): ABC-type transporter activity; ATP binding; ATP hydrolysis activity
Source: RefSeq, a predicted model, not a curated record